Messenger RNA from Rotaria sp. Silwood1, 1266 nucleotides. NCBI's taxonomy places the organism in Eukaryota, Metazoa, Rotifera, Eurotatoria, Philodinida, Philodinidae. The record is from the annotation of a GenBank genome assembly.
AUGGAUAUUAUAUUACAACAGCAUCCAACAUAUUUAACACCUACACAAUGUGCUCGUCAAUUUGUUGAUGAUCUUCUUGAGAACAAAGAUAUUGCUAUAUCAAUGUCUGAAAUGAUAUCUCCUUCGUAUUUAACUUCAUUAAUAAAUAUUGCUGAAAUGUAUUUAACAUAUGAACGAUCUUUAUUUUUAUCAACAGUUGCUGAAAUAGGUUUACUUUGUUCAAAUAAAUAUUAUGAACGUGUUCAUUAUUUUAUAUCAUUUCUUGAUGAACUUAUUGAAUUUCAUAAUGAUAUUAAAUAUAAAAUUUUAAUAGAAAAAUAUUUAAAUAAAAUUGUUUAUGCUGAUUUAACUGAUCAUUUUAUAUCAUAUCCAAUAAUAUUACAAAUUCAAAUUAUGGCUAUUAUUGAAAGUACAUCAAUACUUUAUUUUCCAUUAAUACGAGAAGGAUCAGAAUCUGAUCAAUCAAAAAUUGAUUUAUUUCUUCAAGAUGCUGCUCGAUAUUUUCAUAAUAUUUCAUCUCGUUCACUUUAUCGUCGGAUUGUCUUUCGUCUUAAUUCACAAAUAUGUUCUCAACAAUCAAUUUUACGUGCACUUAUUAUUGGUUGUAUAUUUUUACCAUUAACCUGUCAUUCAGCAUUUUUAGAUGAACUUUAUAAUUUAUUAUCUAAACAACCAAUUUUAUUAUCUUUAACAAAUAUGGAAACAUUUUUUCAUGUUUUAUGGCCAACUGGAAUUAAUCAAUCAUAUUCUGUUCCACGAGUUUAUCUUUCACAAUUAUUAAUUGUUCGUUUAAUGAAUGUUCAAAAAUAUUUUGCACAAAUUAUUCAAAUUUGUUUUUUAAUUCAUCUUCGUGUACCAAAUAUACGUAUUAAUCUAAUGGAUAUUAUUGAACCAUUAUGUGAAACAAAAGGUUUUCAAAAAUAUUUAGAUCAACAACAACAAGAAUUUAAUUUGUCUCGACAAGAUGAUCAACAAAAUGUGUCAAUCUUGGAACCAUUACUUUGUCAAGUUCGUGAACGUAUGAAAAGAGGAUUUCGAUUGAAACAAUUAUGUCGAAUGAAAAUUCGAUCACGUCUUGCUGAAACUAAUAAUCCAUAUAUACUUUCACAAGUCAAUCAAUUGAAAGAAUUAUCUGAUACAAAUAAAAUUUAUUUAACAUAUAAUUUAGAAUUAUUACUUAAUGAUCCAGAAAAAUUUUUUGAAUCAACACAACCACAAAAUGAACCAAUUUGGAAUUCAAGUAUUCCACCGCCACCAGUUAACUAA